Messenger RNA from Lottia gigantea (owl limpet), 519 nucleotides. RefSeq lists its product as hypothetical. The transcript has 6 exons. NCBI's taxonomy places the organism in Eukaryota, Metazoa, Mollusca, Gastropoda, Lottiidae. The record is from RefSeq and is a predicted model, not a curated record. The coding region runs from base 1 to 519 and encodes 172 amino acids.
AUGGCUGUGAACCACGUUCGUCUGUGUUAUUUCCAUAUUUUACAGGGAUUCUGUUGUAACUUUAUGACACCAGACAACCCAUGGGGCGUUCUGAACCUUUUGCCUAAUAUGAUAAAUAGUUUUGGAUGGAAGCCAACAAGCAAGGUUUAUAAUGAAAUGGGAAAACACAUCGAGAAGAAGGUCGGUGAUGCAGACAUCACUUUCAAACAGUUAUACAUGAAGAAAGGUAUAGAGCUGUGUAUCUGCGUUACCAACGUCAACAGAAUGAAUGUAACGUUCUGUCACGUGAAGACCACACCCCAUCUUCCAAUCAGACGUGCUGUGUGUAUGUCCAUGUCCAUACCAGAAGGUUUCAUUUUUAAACGAAAGGUUAAAUUACCCCUUUAUCAACCGGUGGUACAGACAUUAGAGUUUUUCGCUUCACCAGCGGAUAGAACUUACUUCCAAGUAUAUGUUUUACUGUUAAAAACUGUGAUCGCUGUUUUACUAGUGAAGGAUUUGAUAUUUUUUUUACCGUAA